AUGCAUCGGCCGUGGUACGCGAACGGGUUGCGCGGCCGCGAGGCUUAUUCCCCGGCUCGCGCGGCAUGGUCGUGCGCGUCACGGCGUGACGUGAUGGUGGCUUGUCCGACAGCGGGGCAAUGUUCCCGGGUCGUGAUUUGUGAUCGGCCGGUGAUUUCGAACUUUGGCCGAGACUUCAGAAAGACGGAUAUGACUUUGGCCGAGCGCGAAACAAUAGUUUCUCGGCAAGCCGGAUUGCGCGUGGUUAAGUUGAGGGAUCUUGUAUGGGAACGGAUCACAAGGAUUGGCACAACAAGAACGGAUCCAUGGUUUCUCAUUGGUGAUUUCAAUGAGAUUACGGGAAACCAUGAGAAACAAGGUGGACCAUUACGUCAAGCAUCCUCUUUUGUGUCUUUUAACUUGAUGAUUAGUGACUGUGGUUUUGUGGAUUUCCCUAGCCGCGGCAAUACACUAUCAUGGAGGGGUCGAAGGAGGGGGAAAAUAGUGAGAUGCAGACUGGAUAGAGCAUUAGCCACAGAGGAUUGGCAUGACCUGUUCCCGGUCUCUCACGUUCAGUAUCUACCUAUGAUUGGAUCUGAUCAUAGACCAAUCUUAGCUACCCUGGACUCAAAUAUAAUGAAGAGGCGGAAACAAUUUCGGUUCGACAAACGAUGGAUUGGUCUGGAGGGCCUUCUGGAGUCUAUUAAACGAGGAUGGGAUACCACUCGAGGAGAGGUGGAUCCGAGCUUGGUUGAUAGGAUUCAAAAUUGCCGCCAUGAGAUAUCUGGUGGAGGAAGGACAAACAACCCUACGGAAAACAGAAGAUAG
Messenger RNA from Microthlaspi erraticum, 807 nucleotides. The record is from the annotation of a GenBank genome assembly. Lineage: Eukaryota; Viridiplantae; Streptophyta; Magnoliopsida; Brassicales; Brassicaceae.